CGCAAGUCCGCUAAAAGCUCGCUACCGGACCGGAAUUGCCCAAUUUGAACCGGCGGAUAUCUAUCCAUCGGCGGCGCUCCACUGUUUAAUUAACUACGGACCAGCAUAGACACUCCGGUUUAUCAGAAUAUCAAUUAACUCCUUCAUGCACCUAGCUAGAACAGCACCCCCAGGGUAAGUCUAACGCUGUUAACUUCUGCCGAGAUCCAUCCGGUGGACUUAGUUCUUAUCUUAAACACGCAUGUGCAAAAGUCCCGCCAAUGAAGAAGGUGAGAUUUGAUAUUGGCUUCGCAUUAGCUUCUGAUAAGCGGGGGAAGCUACACCAUGGAGGACCUAAACUACACGUAGGUAUACGAAAAAUAUACAAAAAAGGGAAGAUGUCACCCCUUACGUCGAACACAUAAUACACCACCCUAAAUUUCUCAGCCCAUAGUAGUUUCAUGAAGCAUGACUCCCCAUACAGCAGAGGACCAUUCCUUUGACGAGGCUGGUCAGGAAGCAAUCGCAGAGAAGAAGGGCUUUCACGACAAUAUUGGAUCGUACGAUGUGGAGAACACUGCCGGCCAGUUGAAAGAGGUGCACGACUUCAAGCAAGGCCUCCACCAACGGCACAUUCAGAUGAUCGCUUUGGCUGGCACCAUUGGAACUGGUCUUUUCCUAGGUUCUGGGCGAGCCAUUGCAACAGCGGGACCUCUUGGAGCCUUUCUCGGUUACAGCAUCAUCGGGCUCACGGUGUCGAGCGUUGUGUUCGGUGUCGGAGAAAUGGGUGCCUUGGCCCCCCUUACUGGCGGUGCCAUUCGAUAUCUUGAACUCUUCUGCGAUCCUGCGUUAGCCUUUGCCAUCGGAUGGAACCAUGUUUACUCCUAUAUUGUUUCAAUCCCCUCCGAGAUCGUAGCAGCAGCCGUUAUUGUUGAGUUCUGGGCAACGAUCAACAACGCCAUAUGGAUCACUGUGUUUGGGGCCCUCAUGCUCGCAACUUCACUCCUCUUCGUCCGCAUCUAUGGAGAGCUUGAGUUCGGUUUCUCGAUAUUAAAGAUUAUGCUUGUGAUUGGCAUAAAUAUCAUGGCAUUAGUCAUUACAUGCGGCGGCGGCCCUGACCACAAAGCCAUCGGAUUCAGCUACUGGAAGGACCCCGGUCCUUUUGUACAGUACCUAGGGGUUGGUGGAUCCCUAGGCCAGUUCCUGGGAUUUUGGACGACUUUGAAUAAUGCUCUGUACGCAUAUUCCGGCAUAGACAAUAUUACGGUAGCGGCUGCAGAGACGCGUAACCCUCGCCAGGCAAUCCCACAGGCUGCCCGGCGGAUCUUCAUCCGAAUUCUUCUCUUCUACGUCUUGACAAUAUUCAUGGUCGGCCUGGUUGUGCCAUCCAAUGAUCCCGACUUGUUAGGCUCGACUAGCACCGCAGCUCACUCUCCAUUUGUCAUUGCCGCCAAAAAUGCAGGUAUCUCGGCGGUGCCCUCUAUCAUCAAUGCCGUGGUCCUCACCUCCGCCUGGUCCUCAGGCAAUUCCAACAUGCUCGGAGGCUCCCGUAUCCUCUAUGGUAUGGCCUCUAACGGCCAUGCGCCCCAGGUCUUUAAGCGGAUGAAUCGCUUCGGCGUCCCUUACGUCUCCGUCGCGCUUUAUGGCAUCUUCAUGGCUCUGGGAUAUAUGACCCUCUCCGACUCGGCAAGCACCGUCUUCACUUGGCUCCAGGAUAUUGUCUCCAUAUCGACCCUUGUGAACUGGGUCUGUAUCUGCAUCGUGUACCUCCGCUUCUAUUAUGGGUGCAAAAAGCAAGGCAUUGACCGCCACAAGGAACUGCCCUGGGCCGCUCCGUUCCAGCCAUGGACCACCUGGUUCUCCUUGGUCCUCCUUAUCGUUCUGUUCUUCACGGGAGGGUAUAAGACGUUCAUGAAUAGACGGUGGGAUACCGAGACGUUCAUCUCGUCGUACGUGAAUGCGCCCGUCAUUAUCGCCCUAUACCUCGGGUACAAGUAUUUGAAGAAGACGAAUAUUAUCCCGCUGGAGGAUAUCCCGAUCCGUCCGUUUAUUGAGAAUUACCAGAAUAAUCCUGAUCUAGAGGCUAAGCCAAAGAAGGGACUUCGCCGGUUGGAUAUAUUGUGGUCAUGAUUU
Messenger RNA from Aspergillus alliaceus, 2112 nucleotides. Its product is annotated as aromatic amino acid and leucine permease. The record is from RefSeq and is a predicted model, not a curated record. Gene Ontology annotation, biological process: amino acid transmembrane transport. Gene Ontology annotation, molecular function: amino acid transmembrane transporter activity. The transcript has a single exon. Gene Ontology annotation, cellular component: membrane. NCBI's taxonomy places the organism in Eukaryota, Fungi, Ascomycota, Eurotiomycetes, Eurotiales, Aspergillaceae. The coding region runs from base 448 to 2109 and encodes 553 amino acids.